CGAGACUACUCACUCCACGACCAUGAGCACCGACAACUUGCCAGAGUCGAACGAGGAGUACGGCACGAGAGAGUACUGGGAGAAGCGGUAUGCGGCCGAGCCGGAGGGCCACCACUUCGACUGGAUUCUCAAGCCUGAUUACCUGCUUGGCCUGGUGCGCGAGCUCACGACCGAACGGGGGACAGAUACGCGCAUGCUCAUGCUCGGAUGCGGGAACAGCUUGUUGUCAGAAGUGCUGUACGAUGCGGGAUACACCAACAUUGUGAACAUCGACUACUCGGCGGUUGUGAUCCAGCAGAUGAAGGAGCGUCACGCCGAGAAACGGCCUCUGAUGACCUGGCUCGAGAUGGACGUCACAGACCUCCAGUUUGAGGAGGAGUUUGACGUGGUCAUUGACAAGGCGACGAUGGACGCCAUGCUCACGACCAAGGGCGACCCAUGGAAUCCCCCGGAAAAGGACAUCUACAAUGCAACGAAGGAGGUCGACGAGGGCCUCCGAGUACUGCGCAAGCGUGCUGGGUCCAAGUUCAUCUACUGGACCUGGUUCGCUGGGCCGUUCCGGAGACGCUACUUUGAGAACCGCGACGGGUGGAAGUUCAACACACAGCAAGUAGGCCCUCCCGAAGGCUUCGAGUACUACCAGUACGUGCUCGAGUAUGACGGGUGAGACGGUGGCCAAGAUAUCGAUAUCUACAGUGUACAACGGCCGUACAGGCAUGUAGGACUACAACUCUACUCUAGCGGCUUGGGGGCUCCGAGACGGCGUCCCACUCCGAGUCGGCGCCGGCCUCGGAGCGCCACUCGUCCUCGGUCCACGACGAGACGGAGAGGACGUCGUCGGGGCGCGGAGAGUGGGUGGAUGUCGGGGCUGAUUGGCGGUGCGUGGAGUUGGGCGCCGGGAACGUCAGGUCCGAGCCGAGCAUGCUCGCCGCGACCGGGGUCACGGGCGACGGGAAGGCGAGCUCGCUGCCUGCCAUGACGGGCGAGAGAGGGCGAGAGGCACCGCGCGAGGCAACCGAGCCGGUCGCGUUCGGCGACAGCGAACCCGGAGUGUAGCUCUCCGCAUCGAUGUAGCUCGUG
Cutaneotrichosporon oleaginosum is the source of this 1080-nucleotide messenger RNA. RefSeq lists its product as uncharacterized. Lineage: Eukaryota; Fungi; Basidiomycota; Tremellomycetes; Trichosporonales; Trichosporonaceae. The record is from RefSeq and is a predicted model, not a curated record.